AUGGCUUCAGAACUGCGGACUAUGUUCCCAUGUAACACAUGUUCUCUUACAUACACAACAAGUGCGCUCCAGCGUGCACACAUGCAACAGCCUUGGCAUGUGUGCAACCUCAAACGCAAGGUAGCUGGGUUACCAUCUAUGACCGAGCAAGAGUUCGAGGUGCAAGAAUGCAAGAGCGAAGAAGUCACACACCGACCAAGAAACAACGAUGAUACUAUGUUACGGAAGCCGCGGACAAUAUUGUACAACGACAACAUCAAGAAGGACAUCAAUUCCGAAGCCUACGUUGAAGGCAUACCUGAUGAUCAUUCCGAGAAGGCGCCUUCAACACAAUGUCUCUUCUGCCCUUUCCUCACUUCCACUUAUACAACAGCCCUAGAGCACAUGUCCACCCACCAUGGCCUCUUCAUCCCAUCGCUCUCAGCACUUUACUCCCUGGAUUCUCUGCUCUCAUACCUAGCAUUAACAGUCUUCGAAUACCACGAAUGUCUAUACUGCGGACAAGAGAAAGCCACUGUCGAAGCUGUGCAAACGCACAUGCGAGACAAGGGACACUGCAUGAUCGACAUGUCUGAACUCGGCGAUUUCUGGGAUUUCGAAGCAGAUCAAGAGAAUAAGGAUGGCCAGACAGGUACGACCAUUACAAGGCUCCCAAAGACGGAGAGACGUCUGCCAUCCAAAUUGAUCAUCAAUUCUCGACACAGUCGUGGUGAUGAGACAACAUCGAAACCUAUCAGGCGAAGACACGCGCAUUCACGGUACUUGUCCAACAAAACCGCUGCCAUCGCUCAAGCAGAGCACCAAGAUCAGGACACUCCAAUGAACUCAUCAUCAAGACAACUAGCUUUGAGAACCACUAACAAUGACCCUCAUCUCAUCGCCACCCCACGUACAGCACAAGGUCUCGCUGGUCUCUCGGACCACCAAAUCCUUGCACUUCAGAUGGUGGACAGGAAGAUGAAGAGUAGAGAAGAGAGUGCGAAGGCAAGAGUACGGUAUGCGGCACAACAACAGCCAGUGAAGGCUAUGUAUUAUAAGACGGAGAACCCAGUAUACCAGGCUGGAUGA
Messenger RNA from Alternaria alternata, 1068 nucleotides. RefSeq lists its product as hypothetical. Gene Ontology annotation, cellular component: preribosome, large subunit precursor. The record is from RefSeq and is a predicted model, not a curated record. Gene Ontology annotation, biological process: ribosomal large subunit biogenesis. Bases 1 to 1068 code for a protein of 355 amino acids. The transcript has 2 exons. NCBI's taxonomy places the organism in Eukaryota, Fungi, Ascomycota, Dothideomycetes, Pleosporales, Pleosporaceae.